Molecule: messenger RNA, 1384 nt
Organism: Cucurbita moschata (crookneck pumpkin)
Lineage: Eukaryota; Viridiplantae; Streptophyta; Magnoliopsida; Cucurbitales; Cucurbitaceae
Product: probable sugar phosphate/phosphate translocator At1g12500
Exons: 1
Coding region: 148-1176 (342 amino acids)
Cellular component (GO): Golgi apparatus
Molecular function (GO): antiporter activity
Source: RefSeq, a predicted model, not a curated record
CUUCUUCCCAUUCCCAUUGCCAUCACUCACUCACUAACUCGCUCUACUGUGUCAACCCAAAAUCGACACUCUCUUCCACUCUCUCUCUACAGCUUCCAUAAGAGAGAGAGAGAGAGACAGAUCCCAGAAGAAACACUCCAUUUCGUAAUGGGGGAGGCACCCACCUGGGCCACCCGCCGUCUGAGCAACCCGAAUCCGACGUCGUCCGAUCACAUCCUCGACUUUCAAACCGCUGGUCCUCCUGCCGUCCGAUCCCCUGCCAUUUCAACGGCCCUGAUCGUCCUCUCUUGGUACCUCUCCAACAUCGGCGUCCUUCUCCUCAACAAGUACCUCCUCAGCUUUUAUGGCUUCCGUUUCCCCAUCUUCCUCACCAUGCUCCACAUGCUCUCCUGUUCCUUCUACAGCUAUCUCUCCAUCCUCUUCCUCAAAAUCGUACCCGCCCAACAGAUCCAAUCGCGAAGGCAAUUCCUUAAAAUCCUCGCACUCAGCGCCAUUUUCUGUUUCUCUGUCGUCUGUGGCAACACCUCCCUUCGCUACCUCCCGGUCUCCUUCAACCAAGCGAUUGGCGCAACCACGCCCUUUUUCACAGCCAUUUUCGCGUUUUUGAUCACUUGUAAGAGGGAGCCGGCGGGGGUUUAUUUUGCGCUUUUGCCUGUCGUGUUUGGGAUCGUUUUGGCGAGUAAUAGCGAGCCCCUGUUUCACUUUUUUGGGUUUUUGGUCUGUGUGGGUUCGACGGCGGGUCGGGCUCUCAAAUCGGUGGUGCAGGGGAUUUUGUUGACUGCAGAAGGGGAGAAGCUUCACUCCAUGAAUCUACUGCGGUUUAUGGCGCCGAUGGCGGCGGGGAUUCUGCUUCCAGUUACGCUUUACGUGGAAGGGAAUGUAGCGGCAAUCACGGCGGAGAAGGCUCGGGAAGAUCCUUGGAUCUUGUUUCUGUUGGUUGGGAACGCAACGGUGGCGUAUUUGGUGAACUUGACCAAUUUUCUGGUGACGAAACAUACAAGUGCUUUGACAUUGCAGGUGCUGGGAAAUGCGAAGGCCGCCGUGGCAGCGGUCGUGUCGAUUCUGAUAUUCAGGAAUCCGGUGACGGUUAUGGGAAUGGCCGGAUUUUCUGUGACGGUGAUGGGCGUGGUGAUUUACGGCGAGGCGAAGAAGAGAUCCAAGAUCACGACGCAUUAAGGGGAAGAUUUAUUUUUCUUUUUUAAUUUAUAAAGUUAAAAAUUAAUUGCUUUGAUUCAUUAUAUAAUUACAUCAUGUUUUUGGCUUUGGGUUUGUAAUUUGAUCGGAGAAAAAGGGAUUAUCUAUAGAAUUAAAAUGGAAUUGUAUAAAGUGAUUAAUAGAUAUGAAGGAUUUUCCAGAGAAUUAGUUGAAUUUGUCUGGGAAAGAA